GAAAUUUGAGUUGAAUUGCAAUCUUGCAUUCUUCUUUGAGAUAGAAUUCUGUCUCUAAAGUCCCAAAUUUGGGCAGGCCUUAUCUUGCUCAAGCAAGUGGCAGUCCUCUUCAUGAUGCUUAUCUUGGAAGCUUGUUCAAGUGGCGCAUCUUCAUUUCCUAAGUUUCCUUUUCUCUAAUCUCUUCCAUUUUUAAUUUCUCUUCCAUUUCUUAAAUGUCAUUUAGUAUAUUCUCUCUAGGUAUGCACUUCCCCAUCAUGUGGUAUCAUGAGCCUUAGGUUUUUGAUCUCUUAGGAAUUGCAUGCUAGAGUAGAAUAGCUUAGAAAUGUUCAUUUUCGCUGAGCCAAUUUCUGUCUCGCCCAGCUUCUGCGUCCCUGUUACAGUCAACUUGUAUGAUUUAGUUUAGCUUCAUUUCUUGUCCGUUUUCCAUGAAAUUUUUUUUCCUAGUUUCGUCUGGAUGUCUAGUUUCAUGAACAAUUUUUACUUUUCUCAAAUUCGUUCUGUACUGUUCCCAGUAAAUUAUUUUCUCCACUGUGUUCAUCCAGAUUUCUGCUGUUGAAUUAAUACUCCACUGUUUUGCUUUGUUGUUGGCUGUUUGGACAUUUUGGUGGCUGGAAUUGCUCCCUGGACGUUGCUACACCCUCUCAAUACUCUUAAGCAAGGAAUCAACACUUCAAAUCAAUGCUUUGAGGGACUAAACCGUGGCUGUCCAGAGCCUUGUGCAAGUAGACAUUUCAUCAAACAGCAACAAUGCUAUUGGAGGUCUUCAACAAGUAGGUGUCCUAUUUCCUUUUGUUUGUUUGUUCCAGCUAUUAAUUCUUUGUCUUGGCUGGAUUGUAUGUGUCUUUCUUAAUUGCUUAGCUUUUAAUUGAGUCAUAUGUGUUUCCUCUUUAGGAGUUUUCUAGAGUAUUUUUCUGAAAUUGCAUAGCUAAGAGUAAAUUUUACAUCUCCUUGAUGGUAUGCUGAAUUGAGCUUGAUCUUUAUAGGAUUUAAGUGUGUGAACCUUGCUUAUAUGUUCUGUAUUCAUAGAGGCAUCCAUCCAUUCUAUUUGGCAUAUUAAUCAAACACACUUAAUGUGUUAAACUUAGCUUGGCCGAGAACAUUCUUGCAAACUGCACCAAAACAGCAAAACAAAUUUUUGGUAAUUGGUGUGCAUGCUUGCUGGCCGAGACAUCUUCCUUGUGUUUAGUGUGUUUGAGCAUUGUUUUCAAGCCUCUUUUCUCAUUUAAAUACAGAAUAUAUUGGUUUGAGGUUUGCCAAAAUUAUUUCCAGCAUUAAUUUGGUCUUGCUCUUCAUGUAUACUUAGUAUGUUGAUGUAUAUUUGCUUCUUGGUUGUGUAAAUUUCUUUGCUGUCUUGUUCAUUUUGUGCCACUGUUUUGACUCCAUUUUCUUGCUGUUUUGUCUUCAUAAAAUCAUUAGAGUGUUGCCUCCUUGUUUUUGUGCCAAGUUUCUUGAUUUUUUAGGUUCCAUUUUCAUCAUUUGUCUUGUAGUUUUCAUUCUUUCUUUGGCCUCUACCAUGUGCUGUCUUGAUUUGGCUUCUUUGCAUUAAAGUGGAUUGUACAUCUUUCCAUUUGCUUUGGACUUGAGUUGGUGCUCUCAAAGUGGACUUGUGAGACAUUUUACUAUCUUAAAAGAAGGGUGCUGCCCUUUCCUUGUUUUUUGAGACACUGGCCGUGAGUUUUGAGUCGUUUCCUUCCAUUCUUUGAGUGAAACCGUGAGCUGUUUUGUGGCUGCUGCUUUGCCUUGAUUUUUGGUUGUUUCUAACCUGUUUUGUGUGUAGCUUGCUGCUGUUUUUUUUUUUUUAACAUGUCUGCAGGUUCCAGCCAUGCUUCAUCUCAUGGAGAUAGCAACCAUGGAAGCCCUUCUAGCAAGUUUGAUGUGAUGAAGGCCUUCCAACAAAUGCAACAUCAACUUGAUGCUAUGAGCAAACGGUUAAACGCGGAAACAAAGGCUAAAGGGAAGCAAUCUCAUGGUCAUGAUCAUGGUUCCUACAAGAAGAAGCAAGAAGCUAGAACCAUAAAUGUAUACCUUCCCUCGCCAAAGAAGCAUCAAGAAGAUAAAGCUAUGGACCAAGGCCUUACACUACCAAAGUUGAACUUGCCUACUUUCAAAGGGGAAGUCGAGCCGUCUAUUUUUUUAGAUUGGAUAGCUAAAGUAGACCAAAUUUUUGAUUUAUAUAGUGUAAAUGGACCUUUGCGUGUAAAGUUAGCUUGUUUAGCUUUAGAGGGAUACGCCAAACAAUGGCUAAAUAGGAGAUACUUAACCAUGGCCUCACCCGCGAGUACAUGGGAACAUUGCAGGGACAUUUUGUACCAACGUUUCGUACCUCCAUACUACCAUAGGGACCUCUUGAUUAAGCUCCAAUGGCUUACUCAAGGUAGACGAAGUGUGGAGGAGUAUGCUCGCGAGCUCGAAGUGCUCCUACAUCAUACUAACCUUAAAGAAAAUGAUCAUGCAAAAAUAGUUAGAUUUAUUAGUGGACUUAAUAGCAACAUCCAAGAUAUAAUUGAAUUCCAUGAUGAUGAGACUUUAGAUGUAGUGGUUCAUAGAGCCAUGAAAGUAGAGAAGAAACUCUUGAAAAAAGAAGCUUGUCAAAACAAAUUUUCCAAAUCUUCAAGAGAUGUUUUCUACAAAUCCUCAUCAUCAAAGGAUAAAAACAAGGAUGUUUCUAAGGAGCCCACUAACAAAUCGUUUUCUCAUUUUUCUUCUAACCAUUCCUCUUCCCCACCUAAAUCUUCUUCUAGACCAAGUCACAUUAAAUGUUUUAAAUGUUUAGGACAUGGUCAUAUAGCCUCUGCCUGCCCCACCAAAAAGGCAACAUGCAUUGAGGGUGAAGUAAUUGUGACUAAUGAGUCUACGUCUUCCUUAACUUCACCAACCUAUAGCUCUUCUUCCUCAUCAAGUGAUGCCAAAGAGAAGGUCAUGCUUACUUGUUUAAAUGACGACAGAAAAGAAAGAGAGGAGAGAGUAAAAGAAGAGACUGAGAGAAAAGAAAGAGAGGAGGGAGAAAAGAAAGAAAAAGAAGAACUUGUGAGAGAAAUAGAGAAGGACAAAGUCUUAGUCAAAAAGGAAGUGUUACUGAAGGCACCAUCCACUCCCAUCAUUCAAAUAGAUCUAAACCAUGACAGGGGAGUUUUUCAAUCCUUCUACUUUUCUCCUUUUACUAAGUUUUCUUUCUUUGUUCCAAAAAUAUUUUGCACAACUUUUUCACCUCCCUCUUUCCUUCUUUCCAACUAUUCCAUAAACAUUUAUGAAACAUGUCAUGAGUUAGUGUUACCCCUUUGGGUCCAUUCAACUCAAGACAAAAAUAAUUUUUUCUCUAAAAAUGGUCUCCUAGUUUUCACCACUAAAUGCAAUAAAAAUAUCAGGAGACUUUCUUUUACUAUUACUUGUUUAUAUACAUUGAUUGGUCAACAUAAAUUCAUUCACAAAAUGUUUAAUGAUUUUUGCAGAUUGACAUUUGAUCCAGGAGGAGUUGCUUUGGUUUAUACACGAAAUAAGUCACUAAAUCUCUCUUUGUUGCAGGCUUUUCAAGAUUCGAGGUCGAAUCCUCUCCAACCUGGGGGGGAUGAUAUGAUCAUAAAUGGGUCAAGUAGUGAAGAGUUUCAAAGUGACAAAAACACAAAAAGAGUAGAAUAG
This is a messenger RNA of Vigna umbellata (rice bean), 3636 nucleotides long. Lineage: Eukaryota; Viridiplantae; Streptophyta; Magnoliopsida; Fabales; Fabaceae. The record is from RefSeq and is a predicted model, not a curated record.